Sorex fumeus (smoky shrew) is the source of this 1544-nucleotide messenger RNA. It is a transcript of the gene GMPR, whose product is annotated as guanosine monophosphate reductase. The coding region runs from base 67 to 1104 and encodes 345 amino acids. Gene Ontology annotation, biological process: nucleotide metabolic process. The record is from RefSeq and is a predicted model, not a curated record. Gene Ontology annotation, molecular function: GMP reductase activity. Lineage: Eukaryota; Metazoa; Chordata; Mammalia; Eulipotyphla; Soricidae. The transcript has 9 exons. Gene Ontology annotation, cellular component: GMP reductase complex.
CCCCUGCGCUGCAGGAAGGAGCUGCCCGAGCCACAGCGCCGGGCCCGCAGCGCGCCGACACGCACCAUGCCCCGCAUCGAUGCGGACCUCAAGCUGGACUUCAAGGAUGUCCUGCUGCGACCCAAGCGGAGCAGCCUCAAGAGCCGAUCCGAGGUGGAUCUUGAGCGAACCUUCACGUUUCGAAACUCCAAGCAGACCUACUCAGGGAUCCCCAUCAUCGUGGCCAACAUGGACACAGUGGGGACAUUCGAGAUGGCGGUGGUGAUGUCACAGCACACCAUGUUUACAGCGAUUCACAAGCAUUACUCCCUGGAUGACUGGAAGCAGUUUGCCAGGAAUCACCCAGAAUGCCUGCAGCAUAUCGCCGUGAGUUCGGGCAGUGGCAAGAAUGAUCUGGAGAAGAUGAGCAGCAUCCUGGAAGCCGUGCCCCAGGUGAAGUUCAUUUGCCUGGAUGUGGCCAAUGGCUAUUCCGAACAUUUCGUGGAGUUUGUGAAACUGGUCCGCGCCAAAUUCCCUGAACACACGAUUAUGGCGGGCAACGUGGUGACAGGGGAGAUGGUGGAGGAGCUGAUUCUCUCCGGAGCGGACAUCAUCAAAGUGGGAGUGGGUCCAGGUUCCGUGUGUACCACCCGCACCAAGACUGGAGUGGGCUACCCGCAGCUGAGCGCAGUGAUCGAGUGCGCAGACUCAGCCCAUGGCCUGAAGGGCCACAUCAUCUCAGACGGAGGCUGCACGUGCCCAGGAGAUGUCGCCAAAGCCUUUGGAGCCGGAGCAGAUUUUGUUAUGCUGGGCGGGAUGUUUUCGGGCCAUACCGAAUGUGCCGGUGAGGUGAUCGAGAAGAAUGGGCAGAAGCUGAAGCUCUUCUAUGGGAUGAGCUCCGACACGGCCAUGAAGAAACAUGCGGGAGGAGUUGCAGAGUACAGAGCUUCUGAGGGCAAGACUGUGGAAGUGCCUUACAAAGGGGAUGUGGAAAACACGAUUCUGGAUAUACUCGGGGGACUGAGGUCUACCUGCACCUAUGUGGGGGCCGCCAAACUCAAAGAGCUGAGCAGGAGGGCCACGUUCAUCCGGGUCACCCAACAGCACAACACCGUGUUCAGCUGACCUCCUGGACAACCUGCCUGCCGGCCUCUGGAAGCUCAUUCAUCCCCUCCCCGCUGCUCCCCCAUACACACAUACACACACACACACACACACACACACACAUAUGCACUCACACACGCAUGCAUUCACACACGCAUGCACUUUACACAAAUGCAAACACACACACACUUACACACACCCCUGCUUUCCUCUCCCUCCUCUUCAUCGCUUCCUCCUGGUUGGUGGAAUGUGGCCGCCUCCUCCCCGUCCUGUUACCUGGAGGCUUUUGGGGCUCCCCCACCCGCCCAGUGCCUUCCAGGGGGCCCCAAAUUGGGCAUGAUGGGCCAGAGGUCAGAGCCCAGUGGCCUGGAUCUCGGAACCUCAUUGUUAAGACUAACACUUGCACCUUUUCUUGCUUUUUACAAAGAAGGUUUCACUUUAAUAUAAUGCUGUUAUCUUAA